Molecule: messenger RNA, 2568 nt
Organism: Brassica rapa (field mustard)
Lineage: Eukaryota; Viridiplantae; Streptophyta; Magnoliopsida; Brassicales; Brassicaceae
Source: RefSeq, a predicted model, not a curated record
AACAAGUAGUUCCCACGGAGCAAGUUGUUACAAUAAGUGAAAAUACUUAGGAAUUUUGAUAGAGAAAGGUUCGAACUAGUAGCCAAAAGGUCAAAUUUUGGAUUACUUUUUGGAUUACUUCACCAUUAAACCAAACAAAUAUUUUGAAAAAUGUGGUCUUCUAAUCGCACUUGUAUUUUGUGGCCUAAAACAAAUGCUUUAUGUGCCUUAUAGAAGGAACGGGCCUGCUCCUCACUUGCGUUCGCCACUGAUCUUGACAGUCGAGACAGAUGAAAAGGAGAACUCGGACCGGGGAGAUCUCUACUAACUCAUAUGAGGGCGUCGUAAACUGUAGUGUGUUCCCCCCUUGGCGAACAGUGAUUAAAAAUAGAGAGAAAGAGAUAAGGCGUGUGUGUUUGCCACUCAAAGACCACGUUUCAAACAAAAUGUAAUGUUAGAUAGCUAGGAUAUGAAGUUUAUACUUUAUAGAAUUUAAAACAAUUAACAGUUUGAGAAUCAAACGCACAAUAAAUAUAAUUAGAUACCAAUGAUUCAUACAUACUGAAAUUUAUAAAUUUGAAGACUAAGACGAAUGUUUCUUUUACAGUUCUGAAAGCCGGUAAUGCGUACAGAAGGUAUAACCAAUAGGAAAGUAAGUUUUUUUACAUUUUCUGUUGACUACUUCUGUGAAGUUUACUUUACACGUAUAACAUUAGGGACGUUAACAUCAGUCUAUUGAAUAAUUUCUCAAGAUGUCCUGAAAGUCAUACCUAAAACCUGGAACCUGUCUCCCCCACAUUCCAUUAAUUUCCGGUAAGCUAUGAGAACGAUUUUUGAAUAUAUUUUUUUUCUUCUCAAGAGAACAAGAAUGUGGUUUGUAAUAUAGAAAUUUGCAAAAACAUCCAAAUUCUAAAUUUUUUUUUUUUUUUUUUUUUUUAAAUUGCCAAAUUCUAAAUUUAUAGGCAACUUGUCCAUAUAACAACUAAUUCAUUUUUUUUCCUCUUUUUAGUGAUCAGCCUUUAUGCAUUGUAAAUUUCGGAGGAGGAUAUAUUUGUGUUCACAUUUGGUCCGUGCACGUGAUCGGAAAUUUUCAAGAACAUCCAAACACAUAAAGAAGUCCAUGACUUUGAAUUACUUAUUCUUACAUUUUUGUUUUUGUUUUACUUAUUCUUACAUUGCAUAGUGUGCUUAAAACAAUUCUUUUCGGUGUUAAAAUAAAAAUCUUUAUCUAAAAGAAAAUUUCGGUUUUUAUUUUCGGUCUUUAUCUAAUAUGAAUUCUUUUCGAUUUUUAAAAAAGCUGCUUCUCAAGAGUCUUUGCAUGUGUCCGUGACUUUGUCGGGCAACAUGGUCCGAACGGUUGAUGUCGACAUUAACCUAAUGGUUGUCUUUUUGUGAGAAUUAUUCAACUAAAAUACUCUAAAAGUGUAUAUUUUAUAUUUUAUAUUUUAUAUUUUAUAUUUUAUAUUUUAUAUUUUAUAUUUUAUAUUUUAUAUUUUAUAUUUUAUAUUUUAUAUUUUAUAUUUUAUAUUUUAUAUUUUAUAUUUUAUAUUUUAUAUUUUAUAUUUUAUAUUUUAUAUUUUAUAUUUUAUAUUUUAUAUUUUAUAUUUUAUAUUUUAUAUUUUAUAUUUUAGAUUUUAUAUUUUAUAUUUUAUAUUUGGAAAAGCAAAUAUUUAGACUCCAUACCAUAUAAACCAUAUAGUUUAAAAACUUAGAAAUGCUAUUUAAUAUUUACCAUUUCAAAUUCACAAAUAUGUCUUUGUCACUCAGAAUAAUAAUAUGAGAGUCGUUGGGAAAGUUCAAAGGCUUUUGAAAGAAAAUCAUCAAAAAAGAUUUGAUCGUAUUAAACUAAGAUUUGAUCCUAUAAAACUAUUUGAGCAUCUAUAUAUACAUGUGUUUUCACACUCAUUGGCAAUCACUUAUUAUCAAAGAAAAAGAGAAGCAAAUCAAGUCUUCUUUAUUUUCUUGUGAUUUUGUCAUAUUUUUUUACUUUUUAUAAUUUGGUAAUAAUGGGGAACUGCAUGGAGAGAUGUAGGGAAGGAGAAGGAGAAGUAGAAGAAGGGAAGACAGAGGUAAGAGAAAAUGCAAAAGAGUCUUUCAGACUUGAUGGUGAUGAAGAUGGUCACGGUGGAAUGAAGGUGAAGAUAGUGCUUACAAGACAUGAAUUGGAUAUGUUUUUGCUUCAGAUGAAUAAGAAUGACGAUGGGAACUUGAUGAUGACCAAAGAUGUUAUGGUAGAGCUAGAGAAGAUGAUCAUAAAAGCAUCAUCAUCGUUUUCAUCAUCACCGUCGUGGGAACCGUCUUUAGAGAGCAUCAUGGAGUGCCCCGAAGUUCAAGAGAUGGAUAGAUGAGAGGCUGGUGAUGCUACAUAUAUGAUCUAUGAUAAUAGGGGUGACUAGCUAGUAUAUAUUAUCAUGGGGAUGUAAAGCAUUGUGUUAAAUACGGUGAUCCGUAACAUUUUUGUAUCACUUCAUAUUAAUAGGUACGUAGGAAUAUUUGUUUAUUUGUUAAACUAGGAUCGGGGUCGAUCUCGAACAAAAUAUAAUCAGAUGUUUUGAUCUAUCAAGAAAAUAUAUUAAUGCAUUGGUUAAA